This is a messenger RNA of Pyrenophora tritici-repentis Pt-1C-BFP, 2025 nucleotides long. RefSeq lists its product as uncharacterized. The record is from RefSeq and is a predicted model, not a curated record. NCBI's taxonomy places the organism in Eukaryota, Fungi, Ascomycota, Dothideomycetes, Pleosporales, Pleosporaceae.
AUGCCUCUGUGUGAGGUUUGUGUUCGUUGCCUUGAGGGUAUACAUGAUCCAGCCCUCACUCCUCGCCUUGGAUUGCGAACAUCAGCACCAGAUGAACCAACUACGCAUGGACCUUUGGAAUUCGAGAAAUAUGUUUAUGGUCAUCAUUUGACAGAGGAAUCCUGGUGGAAGAGCAGGAGUCAAGACUGCACGAUCUGUGACAGGAUAGGUUUCAGCAAGAACAGAAUCUAUAUCAAGGGAGAGGAUUACAGGGGCAUCAAUACAGACUACUACACCAUAUUCGAGAUGGACAUGGACAUAGAGGAAGACAUGCUACAAAUGCGUCUGAGGUGGGAGGAAGGGGUAUGGAUGGAACCGCUCGCACUGGUCGACAACAUAAGUGAUAAGGAUGAACUAUACAUGGAGCUCGAUAGUACUACCGAUGGACCUAGAACAAGAGAACUCGUGCUUCGAUGGGUGGAAGAAUGUACCAGCCAUCACCGUCAAUGUCACGUAAAUGAGACUGCGAACUUCGUACCAACACGGUUGCUCGAAAUCAACAAUAACACGGCAAAUACUACAUUCCGACUUGUACUGCGAUCGGAAUGCCAAGAAAAUAUCCGUUAUAUCGCUCUGUCACACGUCUGGGGACAUGGUCCUGUUGAAGAGAAACUACGACUGUUAGGGUCGACAUACGAUGAACUACGUCAAGGGAAGCCCAUCGAUUACCUCCCAAAGACCUUUCACGACACUAUGACUGUGGCUCAGAGACUAGGGGUAAAAUAUGUUUGGAUCGACAGUCUGUGUAUACUUCAAGAUUCUAAAGAGGACUGGCAGACCGAGGCCUCUACGAUGCAAGACGUGUAUCGAUAUGCAUACAUCACCAUCUCAGCGUUAUCUGGAGAGAACGAGCAUGCCGGAUUGUUCUACGAACGGGAUCCAAAACUCUUCACUGCGACGAUGGUAAACAUGCGGUUGUCGAAGUGUGGUGGCGAAGCGUUGAGGUAUUACCACGCUCAUGAUGAAGGGUGGGAUAGAGUGUCGAUUUUUAAGCAUCGUAACAUUCUCAUGUAUCGGGCAUGGUGCUUCCAAGAAAUACUUUUAUCACCAUGCGUAUUGCACUUUGGCGCACUCCAGGUGUUCUGGGAGUGUUACGAAAAGACUACCGGCGAAUAUGAUCCGGGAAAUCCGCCAGUGAGCUUUCCCUCACAUAAAGUUCUCUGGAAGCCAAUCAUAGACCGAUUUAGCCCAGUAAGCUAUCCAGAGGCUGCGUGGGAUACUAUGCUCGAAGAAUGGUACGACACCGUCGCGAUGUAUGGUCGUUGCAAGCUCACGUUUCCUUCAGAUAAGUUGUUUGCGAUCGCUGGGCUUUCCAACGAUAUGAAACGAAUUAUGCUAGAUAAGUGGCCAGAAUGCGAUGCUACAUAUCUUGCUGGACUAUGGCAAGCAGACUUGCGCAAUGCAUUGUGUUGGUCUGUUUGGGAAGGGAGGCGUUCUCCAAACUACAGGGCUCCAUCUUGGUCCUGGGCAGGCCUCGAUGAGGGUUCGAUAUGGACUCAAAGACCAGAAAAGAAGACCGGCCACCACUGGUUCGUUGGUGAGCAGGAAUGCAUAGCACACGUCACGUACGUAGGCCAAUCUGAUGCAAGCGAGAUCAGCGGAGGUUCCCUCUUACUGACAGGUCCAUUUGUGGAUCUACACGUCGAUGAUGAAUCAAGGGCAUCGAUAUGGGAAUCUGUACAGUGUCAUUUCAAGGAUGGGAGCGGCACUGAAAUCGUUAUUCCGGGGCCCACUUCGAAACGGCCAUUCCUAGCAGUUGUGAGAUCCGACGGUGAUAGCUUAGCUAAAGAAUUGUCGUGCAUCCUGAUUAGGGCAUUAAUCGAUCCCUCUGGGUUGCAUUACCGCAUUCAUGGAAUAGCUAUUUCAUCCGUAGACGGUGGGAACGUGUAUCGGCGAGCUGGUCUGUUCUGCGUAGAUGUGAACACCGAACUCGUAACCAGCGGAGCGUUUGAGGCAAUCCAGGAGAAGAAAGUGACUGUAAUAUAG